AUGCUGUCCUCCUUCUGGUGGCUCUCCAAGCAAGUCCGCGCUUCUCUGCUGUCCCUGCGCACUUCGCGCACAAGUCUCUCCUGCCCGCUGCUGAGUACCUUGGGGCGCCCCCGGGGCCUCGGGUCGGGGGCUGAUGGCCGGCCCCCCUCUGCAACCACGUCCUCCGGGAACCCAGCCGGCCCCUCCCGGGUGCGCCAGAACUUCCACUCGGACUGCGAGGCCGCCGUCAACCGCCAGAUCAACCUGGAGCUCCACGCGUCCUACGUGUACCUGUCCAUGGCCUACUACUUCUCCCGGUGCGACGUGGCCCUGAACAACUUCGCCAAGUACUUCCUCCGCCAGUCCCGGGAGGAGACUCUGCACGCAGAGCGGCUGAUGAAGCUGCAAAACCAGCGGGGAGGCACCAUCCGCCUGCAGGACAUCCCGAAACCCGACCUGGACGACUGGAAGAGCGGCCUGAAUGCCAUGCAAUGCGCGCUGCUGUUGGAAAAGAGGGUGAAUCAGGCCUUGCUGGAUUUGCACGCUCUGGCCUCCGACAAAGGGGACCCCCACUUGUGUGACUUUCUGGAAACCCACUAUCUGAAUGAGCAGGUGAAGUCCAUCAAGGAGCUAGGUGACCACGUGCAGAACUUGCUCAACAUCGGGGCCAAGGAUUCCGGCCUGGCAGAAUACCUUUUUGACAAGCAUACCCUGGGAAAUGAAAGCCAUCAGAAUUGA
Suncus etruscus (white-toothed pygmy shrew) is the source of this 717-nucleotide messenger RNA. It is a transcript of the gene FTMT, whose product is annotated as ferritin mitochondrial. Gene Ontology annotation, biological process: intracellular iron ion homeostasis; iron ion transport. Gene Ontology annotation, molecular function: ferrous iron binding; ferric iron binding. Gene Ontology annotation, cellular component: mitochondrion; cytoplasm. The coding region runs from base 1 to 717 and encodes 238 amino acids. The transcript has a single exon. The record is from RefSeq and is a predicted model, not a curated record. NCBI's taxonomy places the organism in Eukaryota, Metazoa, Chordata, Mammalia, Eulipotyphla, Soricidae.